UUGUUAGGAAGUUGGUCGUCUGAUACCUACUAAGUCUGUGAUAAGAACAAAAUAGUUGACAAAACAAAAAUUUCUUUAUAGAGGGAAUGAAUUAUUGAAAUACGAUAUAUGUGCUUGUUUGUUCAUUAAACGAAAAAAGAAUAUGGCUGUUCCACCACAAGCAUUUGUUAACAAACAUAAGAAACAUUUCCUUGGUAUUCCAGCUCCUUUAGGUUAUGUUGCUGGAGUUGGUAGAGGUGCCACUGGUUUUACUACACGAUCGGAUAUCGGUCCAGCCCGUGAUGCAAAUGAUGUGUCAGAUGAUCGACAUGCUCCACCAGCUGCUAAACGAAAAAAAACUGAAGAAGAAGAUGAUGAUGAAGACUUAAAUGAUUCUAACUAUGAUGAGUUUUCUGGAUAUAGUGGUUCUUUGUUUUCAAAGGAUCCUUAUGAUAAGGAUGAUGCUGAAGCAGAUGCAAUUUAUGAGUCUAUUGACAAACGCAUGGAUGAGAAAAGAAAAGAGUACAGAGAAAAACGACUAAAAGAAGAUUUAGAACGAUAUCGUCAAGAAAGACCCAAAAUUCAGCAACAAUUUUCUGACCUCAAAAGAGAACUGAAGCAAGUUUCUGAAGAGGAAUGGGCUGCCAUUCCAGAAGUGGGAGAUGCCCGUAAUAGAAAACAGCGUAAUCCACGUGCAGAAAAAUUCACCCCACUACCAGACAGUGUUUUGUCAAGGAAUCUUGGAGGGGAGUCAACCACUUCCAUUGAUCCUGGAUCAGGUUUGGCAUCUAUGAUGCCUGGUGUGAUGACUCCAGGAAUGUUGACUCCAUCAGGUGACUUAGAUUUAAGAAAAAUUGGUCAAGCAAGAAACACCCUAAUGACUGUCAAAUUGUCCCAAGUGUCAGACUCGGUUACAGGACAAACAGUUGUUGACCCUAAAGGCUACUUAACUGAUUUACAGUCCAUGAUACCAACAUAUGGCGGUGAUAUUAAUGACAUAAAAAAGGCCAGACUGCUCUUAAAAUCUGUUAGAGAGACAAACCCUAAUCAUCCACCAGCUUGGAUAGCUAGUGCGCGACUGGAAGAAGUAACAGGUAAGAUUCAAUCAGCCAGAAAUCUUAUUAUGAAGGGUUGUGAAGUGAAUCCAAGCAGUGAAGAAUUAUGGCUGGAAGCUGCCCGAUUGCAACCUCCAGACACAGCCAGGGCAGUAAUAGCACAUGCUGCUAGGAAUCUUCCUCACAGUGUCAGAAUAUGGGUUAAGGCUGCUGAUCUGGAACAGGAGACUAAAGCUAAACGCCGUGUAUUCCGUAAAGCAUUAGAGCAUAUACCCAACUCGGUUCGCCUUUGGAAGGCAGCUGUUGAAUUGGAAAAUCCUGAGGAUGCCCGAAUAUUACUCUCGAGAGCCGUAGAAUGUUGUCCUACAAGCGUCGAGCUAUGGUUAGCUUUGGCGAGACUGGAGACAUAUGAAAAUGCUCGAAAAGUUUUGAAUAAAGCUAGAGAGAAUAUACCGACUGAUCGCCAAAUCUGGGUAACAGCCGCCAAACUAGAAGAAGCUCAUGGCAACACUCACAUGGUAGAGAAGAUCAUAGACCGUGCGAUUACGUCACUCAGUGCCAACGGAGUAGAGAUUAACCGUGAACACUGGUUCAAAGAAGCUAUGGAAGCUGAAAAAUCAGGAGCAGUUCACACUUGCCAGGCCAUAAUUCGUGCUGUGAUUGGUCACGGUAUAGAACCUGAGGAUCAAAAGCACACGUGGAUGGAAGAUGCUGAAUUAUGCGCAAGUGAAGGUGCGUACGAGUGCGCGAGAGCGGUGUAUGGUUAUGCUCUAUCAGUAUUCCCUUCUAAGAAGUCUAUUUGGUUGAGAGCAGCAUAUUUAGAGAAACAGCAUGGAACUAGGGCCAGUUUAGAAGCCCUCCUGCAGAGGGCGGUAGCCCAUUGUCCCAAAUCAGAAGUUCUGUGGCUUAUGGGCGCCAAAUCUAAGUGGUUAGCGGGCGAUGUUCCGGCUGCUCGUGGCAUUCUGUCACUCGCUUUUCAAGCAAAUCCCAACUCCGAGGAGAUCUGGCUCGCUGCCGUCAAACUCGAGAGUGAGAACAAAGAGUACGACAGAGCGAGACGGCUACUCGCUAAAGCUAGGGCUUCUGCUCCAACACCAAGGGUAAUGAUUAAAUCUGCUAAAUUAGAGUGGGCCUUAAAUAAUAUGGAAGAGGCCCUAAAAUUACUUGAGGAAGCAAUCAAAGUGUUUGGGGAUUACGCGAAACUGCAUAUGAUGAAAGGAGAGAUUGAAGAACAAAUAGGCAGAAAUGACGAUGCCCAUAAUACUUAUUCACAAGGAUUGAAGAAAUGUGCAACGAGUGUACCCAUGUGGAUAUUACUAUCAAGAUUAGAAGAAAAGCUGAAACACGUUACAAAAGCUAGAUCUGUCCUAGAAAAAGCAAGACUGAGGAAUCCAAAGAAUCCAGAAUUAUGGUUAGAGAGUGUCAGACUGGAGAGGCGUAAUGGUAGUGCGGAAAUAGCGAAUGCUGUGAUGGCGAAAGCUCUUCAAGAAUGCCCCAACGCUGGACGUUUGUGGGCGGAAGCUAUCUUCAUGGAAUCAAGGCCACAGAGGAAAACCAAAAGUGUCGAUGCCCUCAAAAAAUGCGAGCACGAUGCACAUGUUUUAUUGGCCGUAUCACAGCUGUUCUGGACUGAGAGAAAACUCAAUAAGUGCCGGGAGUGGUUCAACAGAACGGUGAAAAUCGAUCCGGAUCUGGGCGAUGCAUGGGCAUACUUCUACAAAUUCGAAUUGCUUCAUGGCAAUGAACAACAGCAAGAAGACGUGAAGACACGUUGUAAAGCGGCGGAACCACACCACGGCGAACAAUGGUGUAAAGUUUCCAAGGACAUUGCCAACUGGUGCUUUAGCAUCGAACAGAUUUUACUGUUAGUAGCUAAAAACUUACCUGUUCCAACUUAAAACAAAUUAAUUCGAGUAUUCAGACUUUUCGAUUAACGAUAGGGUGUUAUUUUAUUAACAGGAUUUGUAUUCGUAUAUAUUGAAAUAAAUAUAUCGUAUAUAUUGAGUUAGGUCGCGACUUGGUACAGUAGUUGAAAAAUUAGUAAUUUCACACAUUUAACAAUAUUAAAGUGAAUUUGUACUAGUGUUUAGCACUGUGUUCUUGAUCAAGAAUAUUUUGAAUAUUUUUUGGUGU
This is a messenger RNA of Diatraea saccharalis (sugarcane borer), 3167 nucleotides long. NCBI's taxonomy places the organism in Eukaryota, Metazoa, Arthropoda, Insecta, Lepidoptera, Crambidae. The record is from the annotation of a GenBank genome assembly.